Closterium sp. NIES-65 is the source of this 2388-nucleotide messenger RNA. Lineage: Eukaryota; Viridiplantae; Streptophyta; Zygnematophyceae; Desmidiales; Closteriaceae. The record is from the annotation of a GenBank genome assembly.
AUGGAAUCUGGGAGAAGGGGAUGGAAUCUGGGAGAAGGGGAUGGAAUCAGGGAGAAGGGGAUGGAAUCUAGGAGAAGGGGGUGGAAUCUGGGAGAAGGGGGUGGAAUCUGGGAGAAGGGGAUGGAAUCUGGAAGAAGGGGAUGGAAUCUGGGAGAAGGGGAUGGAAUCUGGGAGAAGGGGAUGGAAUCUGGGAGAAGGGGAUGGAAUCUGGGAGAAGGGGAUGGAAUCUGGGAGAAGGGGAUGGAAUCUGGGAGAAGGGGAUGGAAUCUGGGAGAAGGGGAUGGAAUCUGGGAGAAGGGGAUGGAAUCAGGGAGAAGGGGAUGGAAUCUGGGAGAAGGGGAUGGAAUAUGGGAGAAGGGGGUGGAAUCUGGGAGAAGGGGAUGGAAUCUGGGAGAAGGGGAUAGAAUCUGGGAGAAGGGGAUGGAAUAUGGGAGAAGGGGAUGGAAUCAGGGAGAAGGGGAUGGAAUCUGGGAGAAGGGGAUGGAAUCUGGGAGAAGGGGAUGGAAUCUGGGAGAAGGGGAUGGAAUCUGGGAGAAGGGGAUGGAAUCAGGGAGAAGGGGAUGGAAUCUAGGAGAAGGGGGUGGAAUCUGGGAGAAGGGGGUGGAAUCUGGGAGAAGGGGAUGGAAUCUGGAAGAAGGGGAUGGAAUCUGGGAGAAGGGGAUGGAAUCUGGGAGAAGGGGAUGGAACCUGGGAGAAGGGGAUGGAAUCUGGGAGAAGGGGAUGGAAUCUGGGAGAAGGGGAUGGAAUCUGGGAGAAGGGGAUGGAAUCUGGGAGAAGGGGAUGGAAUCUGGGAGAAGGGGAUGGAAUCUGGGAGAAGGGGAUGGAAUCAAGGAGAAGGGGAUGGAAUCUGGGAGAAGGGGAUGGAAUCUGGGAGAAGGGGGGGAUGGAAUCUGGGAGAAGGGGAUGGAAUAUGGGAGAAGGGGAUGGAAUCUGGGAGAAGGGGAUGGAAUAUGGGAGAAGGGGAUGGAAUCAGGGAGAAGGGGAUGGAAUCUGGGAGAAGGGGGUGGAAUCUGGGAGAAGGGGGUGGAAUCUGGGAGAAGGGGAUGGAAUCUGGGAGAAGGGGAUGGCAUCUGGGAGAAGGGGAUGGAAUCUGAGAGAAGGGGAUGGAAUCUGGGAGAAGGGGAUGGAAUCAGGGAGAAGGGGAUGGAAUCUGGGAGAAGGGGAUGGAAUCUGGGAGAAGGGGAUAGAAUCUGGGAGAAGGGGAUGGAAUUGGAGAGAAGGGGAUGGAAUCUGGGAGAAUGGGAUGGAAUAUGGGAGAAAGGGAUGGAAUCUGGGAGAAGGGGAUGGAAUCUGGGAGAAGGGGAUGGAAUCAGGGAGAAGGGGAUGGAAUCUGGAAGAAGGGGGUGGAAUCUGGGAGAAGGGGGUGGAUUCUGGGAGAAGGGGAUGGAAUCUGGGAGAAUGGGGAUGGAAUAUGGGAGAAGGGGAUGGAAUCUGGGAGAAGGGGGUGGAAUCUGGGAGAAGGGGAUGAACUAUGGGAGAAGAGGAUGGAACCAGGGAGAAGGGGAUGGAAUCUGGGAGAAGGGGAUGGAAUCUGGGAGAAGGGGAUGGAAUCUGGGAGAAGGGGAUGGAAUCUGGGAGAAAGGGAUGGAAUAUGGGAGAAUGGGAUGGAAUAUGGGAGAAGGGGAUGGAAUCUGGGAGAAGGGGAUGGAAUCUGGGAGAAGGUGGUGGAAUCAGGGAGAAGGGGAUGAAAUCUGGGAGAAGGGGAUGGAAUCUGGGAGAAGGGGAUGGAAUAUGGGAGAAGGGGAUGGAAUCUGGAAGAAGGGGAUGGAAUAUGGGAGAAGGGGAUGGAAUCAGGGAGAAGGGGAUGGAAUCUGGGAGAAGGGGGUGGAAUCUGGGAGAAGGGGGUGGAAUCUGGGAGAAGGGGAUGGAAUCUGGGAGAAGGGGAUGGCAUCUGGGAGAAGGGGAUGGAAUCUGAGAGAAGGGGAUGGAAUCUGGGAGAAGGGGAUGGAAUCUGGGAGAAGGGGAUGGAAUCUGGAAGAAGGGGAUGGAAUAUGGGAGAAGGGGAUGGAAUCAGGGAGAAGGGGAUGGAAUCUGGGAGAAGGGGGUGGAAUCUGGGAGAAGGGGGUGGAAUCUGGGAGAAGGGGAUGGAAUCUGGGAGAAGGGGAUGGCAUCUGGGAGAAGGGGAUGGAAUCUGAGAGAAGGGGAUGGAAUCGGGGAGAAGGGGAUGGAAUCUGGGAGAAGGGGAUGGAAUCUGGGAGAAGGGGAUGGAAUCUGGGAGAAGGGGAUGGAAUCUGGGAGAAGGGGAUGGAAUUGGAGAGAAGGGGACGGAAUCUGGGAGAAUGGGAUGGAAUAUGGGAGAAGGGGAUGGAAUAUGGGAGAAGGGGAUGGAAUCUGGGAGAAGGGGAUGGAAUCUGGGAGAAGGUGGUGGAAUCAGGGAGAAGGGGAUGA